Tinamus guttatus (white-throated tinamou) is the source of this 2715-nucleotide messenger RNA. Lineage: Eukaryota; Metazoa; Chordata; Aves; Tinamiformes; Tinamidae. The record is from RefSeq and is a predicted model, not a curated record.
GAGAACAUAUUUGAUCGAUCCAGGAUGGCCCCAAAGACUCCCAUUAAGAAUGAACCAGUUGACCUAUCAAAGCAGAAAGGCUGUACCCCAGAAAGAAAUCCAAUUACACCUGUUAAGCUCACUGACAGACCACAACCUGAUCCCUGGACCCCCACUGCUAACCUAAAGAUGCUUAUUAGUGCUGCUAGCCCUGACAUGAGGGACAGGGAGAAGAAGAAAGAGCUCUUCAGACCUAUAGAGAACAGCGAGCAGAAGGAGACCUCUGAUUGUUUACAGUAUGAUAUGGUAGACGACAGCGCGGUUGAUGAAUUUGAAAAGCAGAGGCCCAGCAGAAAACAGAAAAGCUUAGGACUCUUGUGCCAAAAGUUUCUAGCCCGCUAUCCAAGUUACCCAUUGUCUACAGAAAAAACUACUAUUUCUUUGGAUGAAGUGGCUUCAAUUCUUGGAGUUGAGCGGAGACGAAUCUACGAUAUAGUGAAUGUCCUGGAAUCGCUGCACUUGGUUAGCCGUGUGGCCAAGAACCAGUACUGUUGGCAUGGCCGGCACAACCUAGGUCAAACUCUGAAAAGGCUUCAGGAAGCAGGAGAGUUGCAGUAUGGAGAGCUAAUGGCCUUCUUUCAGCACAAGGAGCAGGACCUGGACUAUACCUUUGGAGAAAGGAGAAAGGACACAAAUCUAGAUUCUCAAGACAAACCACUGCUUGACUUUUCAGAACCAGAUUGCGCCUCUGCAUCUGCAAACAGCAGAAAGGACAAGUCGUUGCGGAUUAUGAGCCAAAAGUUUGUGAUGCUGUUCCUUGUCUCCAAGACCAAGAUAGUCACUCUCGACAUCGCAGCAAAGAUACUGAUAGAAGAAAGCCAGGAUACAGUGGACCACAGCAAAUUUAAAACGAAGGUACGAAGGCUGUAUGAUAUUGCCAAUGUUCUCACCAGUCUAGGCUUGAUAAAGAAAGUUCAUGUCACAGAGGAGCGGGGGCGCAAACCAGCCUUCAAAUGGAUUGGGCCUGUGGAAUUUAGAGGAAAGAAAGAGAAGCCAAGAGGGCAUAGCCCAACAUCUGAUCAUCUGCCAGACAUACAGAGGGAAGCCUGUGCCCCGUAUCCGACCUGUGCUAGUGGAAAGCAAAGGUUCACCCGUCACGCUUCACUUAAUGAUGCACAGCCUUGGGAAGGGACCAAAAAGAAGCUCCUUUCUGAGCCUAACAGCCCACACCAAGGGAAGCGAGCUUGUAAUGUGAACUCAGAUGAAUAUUGUUCCAAAAUGGCAGAUCUAACAACUACCUGUAGGCAGAAAAUUGAAGAUAUUAGGAAUAAAGCUUGUGCCACAGAAAUGACCUUAAAUUCAGGAAGGAACCAAAGCAUAAAUUCGCCUCUCUCCCUUCUUCCGGUUCCAGGGGACUCUGAUUUUUGCCUUAAGCCUUUGCCUCACGCAUUGUUCCCGGUGGUUCAGUCAGAUGUGCCGGGCCUCUCGCUACCAAACGGCGUCAGCAGCCAAGCUCUGCAGCCUCCUGUUCGAGAAGCCUCCAAAACGGAAAAUGGAAAACCUCCCCUGCUCCCCAACCAGCCUUUCCUGUGCUUCCCCUCUUCCUCCCUUUUCAUGCUGUGUGGCAGUCUCCAGGAAAGUGUCCUGAAGGAGAGCCCCUCUGCUGCAGGAAAUGCAGGGAACAGGAGUGCCAGGGAAAGGGUCUCACCACACAAAGCCCAGGCUGCGGAAGCUCCAGUUCACUCCCAGAAACGGAGCUCCCACCCGUGCCCGUCCCCCUCUGCCCCUGCGGACAACGAGGAGCCUCUUGCUAAAAAGCAGCCUCUGGAACAGAGCAACAUCCCACUCUCUCUUGUAGUACCCAAGGAGCCCUUUCAGUCACCUGAGGCAGAAUCUACCCCAGGAAGUGGCUCUACAUCUGCUGUACAUCUAGAAGCUUUUCAUCUUGACCUCACAACUCCUACUGCUCCAGAGUCUGAAGACAAGGAGACUACUAAUUCUUUAGACCCUCAGGAGCAAGGAAAAGCCUCUCGGAAUAAAGACCCCAGUGAACCCUCUCCAGGAAAAGAGCACAUCUGUAAAGAAAAUGCCAAUCAACCCUUCCCACCACAGUAUCUCUAUGUUCAACCUACUGCUGGAUUAAGCAGUCUUAAUUUCCUGUUCUCUGCAAACCAAGCCCCUGGUGCUGUUGGCCUGGCUGCGAGCCACUUACCUUCUCUGAGCGUCCCCUGUGUCGUGGUGCCGUCAGCAGCCUUGGCUUCCUUCCCGCUCGUCUGCUCUCCCGCGAUUCCCAGCCCUCUUUCCCCAGUUCCUGAUGGUUCCUUCCCAGCUGCUGCCUCCCUGAAUCUCGGUGUGUCUGGCCUGGCAUCUGCAGCGCCCGUUUUCCUCGGCCCCACAGCAGUGGUGCCUCCAAAGGCCUCGCAGUCACCUCCAGACCUGCAGCAACCAGCUCAGCCCCCUGUGCACCUGAGUCCUGUGCUAGCCAGGGCUGGCAGUGCUGUUAAACUGGACUCCCCCGUGUAUAUGGGGCAUCCUGUGACCCUCCUGAAACUGCAGCAGCCUUCGACAGCUCCCCUCACUCCCAAGAGCAUUCGUCCUGCACAUCACGAGGCCUUUUUCAAAACUCCCGGGAGCCUCGGAGACCCCGUUGCGUGGAAAAAAAGUGAAGGCAGCCAGACCAGAAAUGCCAGCUCUGUGCAGAGGAGACUCGAAAUCUCUACUGCAAGCACUGACUAA